Molecule: messenger RNA, 1870 nt
Organism: Thamnophis elegans (Western terrestrial garter snake)
Lineage: Eukaryota; Metazoa; Chordata; Lepidosauria; Squamata; Natricidae
Product: glucose-fructose oxidoreductase domain-containing protein 1
Exons: 1
Coding region: 52-915 (287 amino acids)
Source: RefSeq, a predicted model, not a curated record
GGGAAGAAUGUCAUUUGUGAUAGAACAGCCACUCCGCUGGAUGCCUUUCGGAUGAUGACAGCUGCCCAUUAUUAUCCCAAGCUUAUGAGCAUCAUGGGCAACGUUCUCCGUUUCCUGCCUGCCUUUGUGAAGAUGAAGCAGCUGAUCCAAGAGGGAUAUGUGGGAGAACUGCUUGUGUGCGAGGUGCAGGUUCACAGUGGAAGCCUUCUGGGGAAGAAGUACAACUGGAGCUGCGAUGAUCUGAUGGGAGGUGGAGGGUUGCAUUCUGUAGGCACCUACAUCAUUGAUCUCCUGACGUUCCUCACCAGUCAGAAAGCAGUGAAAGUUCAUGGACUUCUUAAGACCUUUGUGAAACAGACCGACCACAUUAAGGGAAUACGGCAAAUUACGAGUGACGACUUCUGUACAUUUCAAAUGGUCUUGGAAGGUGGCGUGUGCUGCACUGUUACCCUUAAUUUCAACAUGCCGGGAGAAUUUAAACAAGAUAUUGUUGUGAUUGGAUCAAACGGGCGGCUAAUUGCGGUCGGCACUGAUUUGUAUGGACAAAGCAACAACUCUCCACAGAAGGAGCUCCUCUUGAAGGAUUCUGCCCCAGUCAGCAAUGCCUUGUUACCUGAGAAGGCCUUCAGUGACAUCCCAUCUCCGUACCUCCGGGGCACUAUAAAGAUGGUACAAGCAGUCAGGGAGGCAUUUGAAGAUCAAGACGACCGACGGACCUGGGACGGACGGCCACUCACAAUGGCUGCAACUUUUGAUGAUUGCCUCUAUGCUUUGUGUGUGGUGGAUACCAUUAAGAGAUCCAACCAGUUGGGUGAAUGGCAGAACAUUGUGAUUAUGACCGAAGAACCAGAACUGAGUCCUGCUUACUUGAUCAGUGAGGCCAUGCGACGGAGCAGGAUGUCUCUGUACUGCUAGAUUUUUGUCUUGACUCGGGGUGGGGAAAAAAAGGAAGUGAAUCGAAUCAGCUUUUCCCUGACAGAAAUAUGACUAUACACAUCAGGCCUGGAAAAGGGAAGCAGUUUAAAGGAACAAUAUUUGUUGCUAAAGCCACAUUGCCUAGUUGGUGCUGAAAUAGUAGAUGCGUUUGAAAUGCCCUCGUAGAACCUGCAGAUCCUUAUGGAGGAAAAAUGUGUGUUAGCUUUUUACCAAAUAAUAGGAAGGUAAAAUGUAAUCAGUUUGCAAUCUGUUGGGGCACAGCUGAUUCAAUUGUGUUUACUGUUUUUUUAAAAAAAGGUUCAGGAAGGUCUAGUUGGGUGUUACAGGAAAAGAAAACAGGCCAUAAAGAUGCUUGAAUCAAGUUUAUGUAGAUUGCACAGACUUAGCCAUAGCUUCUAAGAGCUCCACUGAUAAAAGCAUGCUACUCUGUUCUUAGUUGGUUGCAUUGGUUAAAUGAUACAAUAAGAGCAUUUGGCAUGAAUAUGUUAUCUGUUGUCAAAAGAAUUUGGUAGAUUGGUUUUCAUGGCUAACAUAAAUAAUGUUUUUGGAUUAUUAUUUUUUUCCUAUGGAAUAUAACUUGAACAAGUAGGUUCCACCCCCCUUCAUAUUGCUCCAAAUUCAUAGUAUGUUCCACUAUAGGAUUGAGCAAAAAUUAAUUUUAGGAUAGCUACAUAAUGUUUGAUGAGCUUUGAUUCCUGGUAAAUUCCAGGGUGAUGUUUUUUGCUUUGUUUCAGAGCAAAACCAAGCAUAACUCCUAUGAUACCUUAAAAUGUUUACUUUAGCACACAUUUUCACGGACUGGGCCUUCCCCCCCCAUUAGCGGCUUGAAGUAGUCUGUCUGACAAAGUGGAUUUAGUUCAGGGGUAGGUUUCUCGCCCCGUUCCAACUGGUUCGGUUGGAACGGGGCCGGCGGCGUCCUUGUGCACGCGUGCAG